Molecule: messenger RNA, 2146 nt
Organism: Habropoda laboriosa
Lineage: Eukaryota; Metazoa; Arthropoda; Insecta; Hymenoptera; Apidae
Product: solute carrier family 2, facilitated glucose transporter member 1-like
Exons: 6
Coding region: 142-1743 (533 amino acids)
Biological process (GO): monosaccharide transmembrane transport
Cellular component (GO): membrane
Molecular function (GO): hexose transmembrane transporter activity
Source: RefSeq, a predicted model, not a curated record
UUUCAUCGGCAACACGUUCGACAUUCUUUCGCAAUCGGCGGGCGUUAAGAGGUGCAGAUUCGCUCGUUCAGAAAUAAUCUGUUGCCAAACUCUUCUCUUCAUUGUAUUCCAUCUAUCGCUUCUGCUUCGCUUGAGCACGAGAUGGAUCGAGAUGACGAGGACUUCGGAGAGGGUUUCAUCGCGGAAUCUCAUCCACUUAGGCCAACGCAUCUUUCCGUCCCUCUCAGUGGUCGACCUGAUUCCAGAGCACCCAGUAUCAGCAGCAGUGUUAGUGAUUUGGACGUUCCUAUUUAUGCUAGAGAAACUACUGUACCUGUAUCUGCUCGAAAAGGUCUGAACGGGCGGUUGGCAUUUGCUAUUGCGGCUGCUGCACUUGGAUCAUCGUUUCAACAUGGGUACAACACUGGUGUUGUUAACGCACCUCAGCAGCUCAUCGAAGAUUGGAUUAGCGAGCUGAAAAUGAAUCGUACCGGUCAACCAACGAAACAGUCGGAUGUAACGAUGAUAUGGUCGAUAGCGGUAUCGAUAUUCUGCGUAGGCGGAAUGAUCGGUGGUUCUAUGGUUGGUUCGAUAGCGGAUCGUUUCGGUAGAAAGGGUGGCUUGCUACUGAACAACGCCCUAGUCCUGCUCACAGUAAUUUUCGAGGGAUGCGCGAAAACAGCGAACAGCUACGAGAUGAUAAUCGUCGGAAGAUUCCUAAUCGGUAUCAAUGCGGGAUUAAACGCUGGUCUAGCGCCUAUGUAUCUAUCUGAAAUAUCACCUAUUCACCUACGAGGAGCUGUCGGUACGGUUUAUCAACUGGUUAUCACCAUUUCUAUCUUGGUGUCGCAGAUUCUUGGAUUAGAACAAAUUUUGGGCACGGCCAGUCAAUGGCCGCUUCUUUUAUGUCUGACGAUCGUCCCUUCGAUCUUCCAAGUAUUUACUCUACCACUGUGCCCAGAGAGUCCGAAAUAUUUGUUGCUCAGUAAAGGAAAGGACAUGGAAGCUCAAAGAGCUUUGUCUUGGCUGCGUGGUACGAUCGAAGUUCACGAUGAGAUGGAAGAAAUGAGGGCAGAAUAUGAAUCGGUGAAACUUGUGCCAAGGGUCACGCUGAAAGAACUAUUCGUAAAUCCUGCUCUUAGGAUUCCAUUGAUAAUCGCCAUUAUGAUCAUGUUCGCGCAACAAUUGUCCGGAAUAAAUGCCGUGAUGUUCUUUUCCACCAAGAUCUUUACCAUGGCUCAGUUGGAUAAAAACGCAGCCCAAAAUGCAACGAUGGGCGUCGGAGCGAUGAACGUUCUUAUGACGUUUAUCUCUCUGAUACUUGUCGAGAAAGCUGGAAGGAAGACGUUGUUGAUGAUCGGGUUCACUGGAAUGUUUAUCGAUACCGCCUUACUCGCCAUUUGUCUCGCCUUCGCGGACACAUCUCGUACAGCUGCCUACUUCUCAAUUGUACUGGUAAUCAUGUUCGUAGUUCUGUUUGCGACUGGACCAGGUAGUAUUCCUUGGUUCUUGGUAUCCGAGUUGUUUAAUCAAUCCGCGAGACCCGCGGCGACGUCCGUCGCUAUUGCGGUUAACUGGACGGCAAAUUUCAUCGUCAGUAUCGGAUUCCUGCCGCUGCAAGAGGCACUAGGUGCUUACGUAUUCAUUAUUUUCGCCAUAAUACAAGCGUUCUUUGUUUUCUUCAUCUACAAGAAAGUGCCCGAGACGAAGAACAAAACGAUGGAGGAGAUUAGUAGCAUGUUCCGACAGAUAUCGUACCAGUAACAACUCAUAGGUAUAUUGCCAUUGUGCUUAAGAUAUUAAAUACAAACCUAUCCUUGAAAGGAAAGGAACGUUUUCACGAAUGAAUGAAUCGAACGUAGAUGCGAAUUUCUUUAAAGAGUCCGUGACUUGACUACGAUGAAUGCAUCUAUCUUUUUAACUGGUAUAUUACCAUUGCUAUUGGUUCUAGUACACGUGUUAAGGACAAUGAAAGUUUUGAAUGGAACGUUACUAGGAAAAAUUGUAUUUUACUGUUAUGACUAAUUAAAAGAAUGUAAGAAGUUGUAAACUUGCCUUGCUUUCAAUGUAUUCUAGACGCUGUCAAGUCGCGCAUAUUUUUUUAUGAAAUUUUAUUUUCAACUUAACUUAAAAUUAGUUCCUAUUAUUAUGGAUACGUUAAACUUAU